AUGGCUUUAAGGGCUUUCCUAAUUCGUGCUGCUGCAACAAAAGAGGGACCAUUGAUACUCUUUAGCAUAGAGCCUCAAGGAGUGUGCACACAGAUUCAGUUCGAAGUGGACGACAUGUGGCGCAUUUUUAUGGCAGCCACAUCCGAUCUGGCAUCUCGUAAUACGAUCUGUGUGUUCGAUGCUCUCGAUGAGUGCCGCGAUCAAGACCAGAAAGAGCUGAUUGAGAGACUUCGUGGAUUCCAUGAUCGACACCUGGAUAGACAAGGAAAUUGGUUGAAAUUUCUCGUGACAAGUAGACCGUAUGAUAAUAUUCAAGAUUACUUUCGGCCAGUGACUGAAAGCUUUCCGCAGAUCCAUCUUCGCGGUGAAGAAGAGAAUGAUCAAAUUCACGAAGAGAUCAAUCUGGUAGUAAAGGCCAAAUUGGCUGAGCUGGGUAAGGACCUAGGCCUGCGUGCUGACACGCAAGAGCGGCUUGAAAGGGAGCUCUGCGAAAUGAAGCAUCGCACAUACCUUUGGUUGUAUUUAGCAAUCGAUGAUAUCAAAAGAACAUUGAAAAAUAGUCUUCGGCCAGACCGGGAAACCAUUCCACCGCUUCCGAAGAAUGUCCCCAAAGCAUAUGAGAGAAUCCUCAAUCGAGUUCCUUCCGACCAAAAAGCUAAGAUAGAAACCAUUCUGCGAAUCAUUGUUGGUGCGCGACGUCCACUGACUGUUCAGGAGAUGGCCAUGGCUUUGGGAGUGGCGACGACUCCGGGUGCAGAAACAGCAACGGAGGCCGGCCUGAGCCCUAACGGAUUAGACAAAAAGAUAAGGCAACUCUGUGGGCUGUUUGUUUUCAUCAAGGAAUCCAAAAUCUAUCUCAUUCAUCAGACUGCAAGAGAGUUCCUUGUUAGCAGACAUGAUUGA
Messenger RNA from Talaromyces stipitatus ATCC 10500, 903 nucleotides. RefSeq lists its product as uncharacterized. The coding region runs from base 1 to 903 and encodes 300 amino acids. The transcript is spliced from 4 exons. NCBI's taxonomy places the organism in Eukaryota, Fungi, Ascomycota, Eurotiomycetes, Eurotiales, Trichocomaceae. The record is from RefSeq and is a predicted model, not a curated record.